Messenger RNA from Acanthosepion pharaonis, 696 nucleotides. The record is from the annotation of a GenBank genome assembly. Lineage: Eukaryota; Metazoa; Mollusca; Cephalopoda; Sepiida; Sepiidae.
AUGUCUAUCUAUCGAACUCAAUCUGUUCUAUCUAUCUAUCUAUCUAUCUAUCUAUCUAUCUAUCUAUCUAUCUCUCUCUCUAUAUAUAUAUAUAUAUAUAUAAGAAAGAGUUCUUUAUAUCUAUCUAUCUAUCUAUCUAUCUAUCUAUCUAUCUAUCUAUCUAUCUAUCUAUCAGUCUCUUCAUAUCUAUCUAUCUACCCCAAUUUUUCAUAUCUAUAUAUCUAUUUAUUUAUCAGUCUCUUCAUAUCUAUCACACUCUUCUGUUCAUCUAUCUAUCUAUCUAUCUAUCUAUCUAACCUACAGGCACAUUCGCAAACUUUACCAUCUUUUUUCUUUCUUUCUUUCUUUCUUUCUUUCUUUCUUUCCUUCGUUUUUUAUAUAGUUCAUUUUCUAUCUCUCGUUUUUGAUCUCUUUCUUUCUUUUUUCUCGUUCUUUCUGUAUCUCUCUCUUUCUCUUAUUCUUUUUCUUUAUUUAUCUUUCUUUCUUUCAUGCUUUCUUUCUUUGUCUCUUUCUCUUUUUGUCUUCAUUUCACUAUUUAUUUAUUUCUACUUUCUUUUUUCGUUAUUUAUUUUCUCUUUCUCUCGUUUUUUCUUUCUUAUUUUCCCUUUUUCUUUCUUUCUUUCCUUCUUUUUCUUUCUUUCUUUCUUUCUUUCUUUCUUUCUUUCUUUCUUUCUUUCGUAUCUCCCAGCGAAAUAA